Molecule: messenger RNA, 395 nt
Organism: Oncorhynchus gorbuscha (pink salmon)
Lineage: Eukaryota; Metazoa; Chordata; Actinopteri; Salmoniformes; Salmonidae
Product: high affinity cAMP-specific and IBMX-insensitive 3',5'-cyclic phosphodiesterase 8B-like
Exons: 2
Coding region: 141-380 (79 amino acids)
Source: RefSeq, a predicted model, not a curated record
UCUCUACAUUGAGUAGAUAGUUCAGAAGGCCUGUCUGGACUAUGACAUGUUUUGGGUUCUGUGCCGUGUAACUAUUGUUUGUCUAACCAUUCUCCUUCCUUUUGUUUCAGAACACAUUUACCCAGGUGCAGUUUGGACCAAUGAGGUUAUACGAAGAUCAUCUUGAGGUACUGUUAGUAUUUGCCAAAGAGGACAGCCAGAAUAAUGGGUUCUGCUGGGCGUGUGAGAAGGCCAACUUCAGGUGUAACGUGGCGAGGACGCCAGAGGCAGCGCUGGAGUGUUUCCAGGAAAAGCACCACGACCUCGUCAUCAUCGACCACAGACAUUCCAGAUACUUCGACGCUGAAUCACUAUGCCGGUACGUUAUAUCAGUAGGUUAGGUAUAUGCUGGUACA